Messenger RNA from Iphiclides podalirius (scarce swallowtail), 468 nucleotides. NCBI's taxonomy places the organism in Eukaryota, Metazoa, Arthropoda, Insecta, Lepidoptera, Papilionidae. The record is from the annotation of a GenBank genome assembly.
AUGUACGUGCUAAGGCACACGACGGGAAGCAUACCUAUCCAAAAUACUGAUGAAAACAUAUCAGAAAAGAAGCAAGAAACUAAAAAUACAAAACGAUUGCUUAAUAAAAAUUAUGCUCUAAAGAAGCGGCUUCCAAUCCGCCCAGUUGAGGGUAACAAUGUAAUAUUCGUAACUAAGAAGACUAAUUUUAAGGCUCAGUUGGAUAAAUGUUGUGAUCUUUUAACUAAAGGUGAAAAAGAAAUUAUCUUACAUGGUUUAGGAGCUGCAAUACAAAGAUGCUGUAACCUAGCAUUGCAGCUGGAAACUAUUUUUUCUGGCACCUGCCAACUUGAAGUAAACACUGGCACAGUAGAUCUUGUUGAUGAUUUGGAGCCAUUGGUAGAUGAAUUAGACUUCAGUGCCCAAGUGCGCCAUUCUUCUUCCAUUCACAUCCGAAUAUUUCGAACAGCAAUGCUUAGUGCAAAUCAA